CCACCUUGCACAAGGUUGUCUCGGUUAUUUGGCAGCAAUUUUGAAAUUUCAUUGACGUUUUUUUACGUAUGUAAAUUUGAUUCAAAGACGUAUCCUGUUAAUAAAAGCGCCGAGUGUAAAACUAUUGUAAAAAUUUUAAACGUAAACCAGCUAUAGUGAAUUCUACCAGUCCGCAUAUUCCAAGAAAAUCUACAAGUCUAGAAACCAUGGCACCAAGACGACUUCUACCGCGAGAGUGUCCUCACUGCUGCAAAAUUUUCAAAACGGGAUGGCGCUUAAAGCUUCAUCUCGUAUGUCACGAGACAGAUGCGCAGGUUAAGUGUGACAUUUGUAAGAAAGUCUUAAAAAAUCCGGUAGUACUGAAGACCCACGUUCGGGUGAGCCACAUCAAUCAGGAAAAAUAUGGGUGUCCAAUUUGUCCUCGUGAAUUUAUGAUCGCGGCAAAUUUGAAAAGACAUGUAGACGCUCUCCACAGCAAGAUACCGGAACCACGCUUCCCAUGCAAAUUUACAGGCUGUCAGAAAACAUUUAAGAACAAAGCUUCGGCCUGGUCGCAUUUCAACGUGGACCAUGCCGUGAAUCCUGUCCGAUUUCGGUGUAGUCUUUGUAGCAGAGAAUUUAAGGCGAAAGGAAACUUAAAUCGACACAUUGUUUCUCACACGACGGAGAAGGCCUUCAAGUGCGCCACGUGUGAGAAGGGUUAUCAGCAAAAGUGCGAGUUAGUGAAACAUCAGGCCACACAUCAAGCGAAGUGGGUCAGACUUUUGCUAAAUUGCCCGUCGUGUCCACGCACUUUCUUGGACAAAUCCGGUUUGCUAAGACAUUUUAAGGAUCACCACGUCAAUGAGAGGAACUACCCGUGCAGAAAGUGCGGCAAGAUACUAAAAACUGGGGAUGGUUUGAAAAUGCACGUAAUGGCGGAACACUCAACAACCCCGGGAAAACUGCAGCAUUCCUGCAGUCGGUGCGAAUAUACAAGUUUCCACAAAAGUGUGGUACGGACCCAUGUGAAAAGGGUACAUUUCGGCGUUGUGGGAAAGAACGAAUGUUAUUUUUGUGGGAAAAGAUUCUUCGCUUUUUCUCAACUUGUCGCGCACUGCAAUUGGAGACACACAAUGGACACAAAUAGAAAAUUUGGCAUGUAUAAAUCUUUAAGCAGUAAAUAAUUUUUUGAUCAUAUUGUUACCGACGGCGGUGCAUUGGAUUUGGGGACACGAUUAAAAGUGAAUACACACUUAAUUUAAAUAUUGAUACUUAUGUAUAAACUAUCACCUUGGGUAUACUUCGUUUUAUUCCUCGUAUGUAGUAGGUGAACGAUUAGAAUUAAAUUUAUGGAAUAUUUCAGAUGUAAAUUAUUGUAAUUAACAUUUGAUUAAAAUAUUUACAUUGGUUUAUGUA
Messenger RNA from Folsomia candida, 1398 nucleotides. RefSeq names its product zinc finger protein 37-like. Gene Ontology annotation, molecular function: DNA-binding transcription factor activity, RNA polymerase II-specific; sequence-specific DNA binding. Gene Ontology annotation, cellular component: nucleus. The record is from RefSeq and is a predicted model, not a curated record. The transcript is spliced from 4 exons. The coding region runs from base 207 to 1166 and encodes 319 amino acids. Gene Ontology annotation, biological process: regulation of transcription by RNA polymerase II. NCBI's taxonomy places the organism in Eukaryota, Metazoa, Arthropoda, Collembola, Entomobryomorpha, Isotomidae.